Molecule: messenger RNA, 2466 nt
Organism: Knipowitschia caucasica
Lineage: Eukaryota; Metazoa; Chordata; Actinopteri; Gobiiformes; Gobiidae
Source: the annotation of a GenBank genome assembly
AUGGCCAAACCCGGGAGUGACCGUGAUGGAGCCAUGGUGGACAAGCCGUCUGCGGGCAAGAAGAGCAAAGACAAGCUGUCCCCUUUCACAAAGACUCCGAAGUUGGACCGGAGUGAGAUACUGGGGAAGGAGGCAAAGGCCAAGUCCUCUAUGAAACGCAAACUGUCGUUCAGCUCCAGUCCGCCCCCCUCCGAGCCCCGCGCCGAUCCCAGAGGAGAGGAGCGAGACUCGGACACAGACAAAGAUGGACCUGAUAAGAAGCGUCUGAAGAAGGAGUCUGGAGGAAGAAAGUCGCAGUCGUCAAAUCUACUGUUUGGAUAUCCGCUGUCAGAGAGGAAGCAGAUGGCUCUCCUCAUGCAGAUGACUGCCAAUAGCCCAGACUCGACGCCCAGCCACCCCUCACAGACCCCUCCGGUGCAGAAGAAGGUACCCUUGUCGCGGCAGAAGGACAAAGUGAACAAGAGGAACGAGCGUGGGGAGACGCCGCUGCACAUGGCGGCCAUCAGGGGAGAUGCCAAACAAGUCAAAGAGCUCAUCAGCCUUGGGGCCGAUGUCAACGUCAAGGACUUUGCAGGCUGGACCCCUCUGCACGAGGCCUGUAAUUUGGGGUAUUACGACGUAGCCAAAGUCCUGAUCGCGGCCGGAGCAGAAGUCAACACUCAGGGGUUGGAUGAUGACACGCCUCUGCAUGACGCCUCCAGCAGCGGACACAAGGACAUCGUGAAGCUGCUGCUGCGUCAUGGUGGAAAUGCGUUUCAGGCUAACAAAUGCGGCGAGCGGCCAGUGGACGUGGCAGACUCACAGGAGCUGGAGCAGCUACUGAAGGGAGAGUUGCCCCUGUCUGAGCCCGAUGAAAGCUCCUCAGAUUCUGAGGACCCUCCGUCUGUGAUCCCCUCGAGCAUCGACGACAACAUGGACGACUCUGACACGGAGAAGGACUUAGACGGAAAACCCAAGUCCUCAAACUCCAACGUCCCAGGACUCGACGAGUAUGAAUUCAAGGAUGAGGAGGAGGAGGAGGACCUGAGCAAAGCGCUGAACGAACGCCACAUACUGCGGCGUGAGCUCCGGCAACGCGAGAAGGAGGAUAAGGAGAGGAACCAUGUAAAACCGGGAGGAAAAGGUGACAAACCCAAAAAGCAAAAGUCGUCCCAUGCACACUGCAGUUCGGACACAUCCAGUGACGAAAUGGAGAGUCUUCCCGAUAAAAGAAACUCACCCACAUGCUCGCAAAACUCGGACACUCACAAGAAGAAUUUCUUCAAAAGCGACGACACAGAGGACGCAAUCAAAAAGGAAGGCGAGGAGCUGAAAAUUGCAGACUUGCCGUUGAUGAGAGAGGAGCGAAAGCAUUCGUCAAGCAAAGAAAAGAGGUCCAAAGAGGAAAAAGAGAGGAAAAAGGAGCGGAAAGAAGAGAAAUUUGAUGGGCAUAGUUCAGCGAGGACUUUGGAUGAAUCGAUCUUGAAAGAAGAGAUUGAGGAGAAAGCUGUGACUGCAGAUUUAGAGCAGCUCGACGCUUCGGAAAAGCGUGAGAAAUCAGACAAGAAAAUUGUAAUGAAAGAAGAUUCCAGCAGGACAAAAUCACGAAGCUCUGAUGAAGAAAUUGACCUCAAUGUCCAACAUCCGCGUAAGAGAAAAAUGCCCAAAAUGCCGACGUCACAUUCUGGCAACCCGCAUGACAAGGAGCAGGGGCAGCAGUCUUUGGCGGCCAUUGUGGAUGCGGUGAAGCUGGAGGAGAUUGAGCCCUAUCAAACGGAGCGCGCAAAUCCGUACUACGAAUUUCUACACAUCAGGAGGAAGAUUGAGGAGAAGCGUAAAGUGUUGUGCAGCGUGAUUCCGCAGCCGCCGCAGUAUUACGAUGAGUAUGUGACAUUCAAUGGGUCCUACCUCCUCGAUGGGAAUCCUCUCAGCAAGCUCUGCAUUCCCACUAUAACUCCGCCUCCAUCGUUACCAGAACAACUGAAAGAGAUGUUCAAACAGCAGGAGGUGGUGCGCAUGAAGCUCCGCCUGCAGCACAGCAUAGAAAGGGAAAAGCUGAUAGUUUCAAAUGAGCAGGAAGUCCUCAGAGUCCACUACCGAGCGGCACGGACACUGGCCAAUCAGACGCUCCCGUUUAGCGCCUGCACAGUCCUAUUGGACGCCGAGGUUUACAACAUGCCCCAAGAUGUCCAGGUUUGUGCAAAUAGUGACGAUGGAAAGACAUCUGUAAGAGACAGAUUCAAUGCUCGGCAGUUCAUGUCGUGGCUGCAGGACGUGGACGACAAGUUUGAUAAACUGAAGACGUGUUUACUAAUGCGGCAGCAGCACGAGGCUGCUGCUCUGAACGCUGUGCAGAGACUAGAGUGGCAGCUCAAACUGCAGGAGCUCGAUCCGGCUAUGUACAAGUCCACCAGCAUCUUUGAGAUUCCAGAGUUCUACAUCCCUCUGGUGGAGGUGAACGAUGACUUCGACCUGACGCCCAUCUGA